AUGGUUGACACAUCAGGCGGGGAGUUACAUGUGAGAACGUUUUUUAGAGACAAAGAGCAUUUAAAGAUGGUUGUUGGCUUGUAUGUAAUGAAGAAAGGGUUUGACUACUACGUUAGGAAGUCCGGUACUGAUAUUUGGUACGUCACAUGUAAGGAUACAGAUUGUGGGUGGAGAUUAAGAGCGAAGAAGAAUGUACUUUCUAACAUGUUUGAGGUGAGUACAUUUCAUAAUGUACAUACAUGUUCCCUUGAUCUUCGAGGAAAAGAUAACCAUCAAGCAUCACCUUUGAUAGUUGCCCAUCUAAUUAAGGAUAAGUUUGCAACUGACAGCUCGAAUCAUUUGGCCUCUGAUAUAAGAAAAAGUAUGCACAAGGAUUACAGGAUCCAAAUGAGUUAUGAAAAGGCAUGGAGGUGCAGAGAGAAGGGACUACACCUAGCUCGGGGUACACCUAAAGAUUCGUACUCGAAAUUGCCUAGUUACUUGCACAUGCUACAGUUGAGAAAUCCAGGUACCAUCACGGAUUUUGUGGUAGAAGAUGGUCGCUUCAAGUAUUGUUUCUUCUCUCUGGGUCCUUGUAUUCGAGGGUUUAGGUUUUGUCAACCAGUUGUAUGCGUUGAUGGGUCUUUCUUGAAGAUUAGGCAUCAAAGCAUUGUUCGUGCUUUUGAGAUCGUGUUCCCUGAUGCACACCACGGUGCAUGCUACCACCACAUUAUUAUGAACGUCAACCACAAGUUCAAGACUGACGCCUUCACGAAUCACAUUUACACGUGUGCCUACACGUAUUCAAAAUCAGAGUUUCACAGAGAAUUUGAGAACAUUCGGGCAAUGAAUGUUACGGUUGCACAAUAUCUUGCGAAAAUUGGAUUUGAAAAAUGGGUUCGGUCGUACUUUCCAAGGGUACGCUAUAAUGUAAUGACGAGCAACUGGGCUGAGAGUUUCAACAACACAACUAAGGAUGCAAGAGGCUUCCUGAUCACUGCUGCUGUAGCAUUCCUUGUUGGGUUCUGUGCCCUAAUAAAACCCAUUUCAAUAUAA
This is a messenger RNA of Cannabis sativa, 1035 nucleotides long. RefSeq lists its product as uncharacterized. NCBI's taxonomy places the organism in Eukaryota, Viridiplantae, Streptophyta, Magnoliopsida, Rosales, Cannabaceae. The transcript has 2 exons. The record is from RefSeq and is a predicted model, not a curated record. Bases 1 to 1035 code for a protein of 344 amino acids.